This is a messenger RNA of Knipowitschia caucasica, 351 nucleotides long. NCBI's taxonomy places the organism in Eukaryota, Metazoa, Chordata, Actinopteri, Gobiiformes, Gobiidae. The record is from the annotation of a GenBank genome assembly.
AUGCAACACCUACGCUUUGACGACAAGUUCACCCGCGAAGACCGUGCAAAGACUGAUAAGUUUGCUGCAAUGCCUGAUGUCGCUCUGUGCGUGGCGUCUUGCGGCCCAGUUGCGGUGCAGGGUCAACUGAGGACACCUCCCGCAUGUUUGGUGUGCGUGUUGUCACAUACCAUUACGGUGGGGCACCCGGUUCUACGCGCCUCCUGCGCUGGGUCUCUAGGGGAGCGCUUCACGCAGAGGAUUCAUGGUCCAGUCUUCUCGAGCCUCUCCUUUUCCUCUCCUCCUGAGUUGCCUUGGCUCAUGUUUUCCUGGUGUCCAUACAGUGUGGUCCAUUUAGUGGCCAUCAGUUAA